Messenger RNA from Chlamydomonas reinhardtii, 10045 nucleotides. RefSeq lists its product as uncharacterized. Gene Ontology annotation, molecular function: structural constituent of nuclear pore; protein binding. The transcript is spliced from 22 exons. Gene Ontology annotation, biological process: RNA export from nucleus. The record is from RefSeq and is a predicted model, not a curated record. Bases 247 to 9567 code for a protein of 3106 amino acids. Lineage: Eukaryota; Viridiplantae; Chlorophyta; Chlorophyceae; Chlamydomonadales; Chlamydomonadaceae.
GUUCUUCCUUGGCUUUGAAGGAAACCCGAAAUUGGCCCUUUCAUGGUAGGCCUGUUGUAUGGACAAGUCAUAAAUCACAAUAAGCACCUAUAUUUGCGGGCCGUGACGAUCUGCAGCCCGGUGCACUAAAGUUAGGCUAUAAAUUCAAGCCUCCGGAUUCAGCUAUCUACUGAGUAUACUACUCAUGCAUUGAUUAUGAAGGAUACGGACUGCUGAGCACCGAGUACGCAGUUUGGCGCCAGAAGGAUGGAGCUUCAGCCGGCUGUGGGAGCCCUGGACGAGUCGGAGGACGUGGGCUUCUACUUCAAGUACUAUGGUGGCAUCGAUUUCUGCGGCCCGGACGCGGCGCCGGCUUCCGACGCGCCGGGCGCCACCGGGCUGGUCGCGGCCAGCAGCAAGCAUGGGCUUGUGUUUUUCAGCGACCUGCAAGGCGUGUACGCGCUCCGCACGCGCGACCUGCCUGCGUUGCUGAGCAAGGCCGUGGGCACUGAGAAGUACGCUCGACCCCAGCCCGCCGACGUGUGCGCCUGGCACGCCGGCCUGCGCGGCGUGACGGCCGUGUGCCUGUCUGCGGACCAGGCGGUGUUGGCGGCGGUGCAGGGCGGCGAAGGCCGCGUCAGCUUCUUCCCUUUGGCUGCCAUGACUGGCCCCGGCUCCGGCGCGCACUGGAGCCUGGAGCUAGGCAGUGUGCAGUCGUUUGCGUGGAGCAAGAGCGGCGCACUGCCCCAGGCGUUCCUGGCCGUGACCGCGGACCGGGCGCUGGUUCUGGGGCGGUAUGGCGACGCCGGCGCCGCGGUGGUGGUGGCUCCGUCUGGCGUGUAUGCCGCGGACUGGUGUCCCUCGGAUGCGCCUGUAUUUGGCUACAGCACAGGCCGGCGCCUGGCUCUGGUGUCCGUAGCGGCGGACCUGUCUGUGUGCGAGGUGGCUGGCUUGCCUCUUGAGCACCCCGGCGAGGCUGGCGCAGUGUUUGAGAGCGUGUCGUGGGUGCUUCCCGAUGCAUUGGUGCUGGGCGCUACACCGGUGGAGGAGGGCGGCGAUGCGGAGGGCACGGACGAGCUGUGCUGCCUGCUGCAGCUGCAGGGCUGGUCUGCGGGCAGCGGCGUGGCGCCGUCUGGCGCUGAGCUGCUGACUGCGCCGCCUGGCUUCGUGGAGGACGGCUGCACGCCAUGUCUGUCGGGUCCCUACCUGCACGCGGUGUGCCUGCCCAGCUGGGGCGCCAUCGUGCGUGCGCACCGCAAGGCGUCGGACGACCAUGUGCAGUUGCUGCGCGUGCGCGAGGGCGUGUUCGGGUCUGGCGGCGCGGCGCAGGCGGUUGCGAUCACGGAGGACAAGCUUGGCAUCCGCCUGCCCAAUGGCCGUGACGGCGACAACAACUAUGUGCUGGGUCUGGCUCUUGACACGACCGUGCCGCUGGACCCCAUCCCCAACCCUCUGAAUGCGGAGAAGCCGCCCCUGACGCCGCCGCCUGUGCUGCUGGUGGCGACGUCUGACGGCGUGCUGCGUGUGUACGGCUUUGGCCACGAGGAGCUUUCCAGCCCGGUGCGGCCAGGGCCCGACAGCGUGGUGCCGCUGCCGGCGGCGCCGCCCGCGUGGGCCACUGCCGCCGCCUCUCCAGCUGGGUUCAUGCCGUCUGGCUCGGCGCCGGACAUGACGGACACGGCCGCGCGGGCGGCGUUGCCAGAUGAUGACGAUGACCUGGAGGAGUCGGAGGGCGACGCGGAGGGCGGUACGGGCGGCCGCGCCAUGUCCACCGGCACGCAGUCAGCGGCGGCCGGCGGCGGCGGCUCCAUGGCGGCCUCGGGCGCGGGCGGCCGCGGCUCACCGCUGAGGGCUUCCAGUAGCUCCUCGGCCCUGGCGGCCCAGGCAGGCCAGGCGGGCGGCAGCGGCUUUGGCUUUGGCGGCUUCGGGGCGGCGCUGGAGAGCCGCGCGGCGGCGGCGGCGCUGCCAGGCGGCAGUGGCGGCGGCGACGACGACCUGGCGGAGGAUGGCGACAGCGACGGCGACAGCGGCUCACAUGCGGUGGCGCGCCCGGGCGGCCGCCGCAGGCUUGCCAGGGGCAGCGACUCGGAAAGCGGGGAGGAGGUCAACUCGCCGGGCACCGGCGGCAAGGCGCCCCCUCCUCGCGCCGCGCCACCCGCCUUCGGCAUGCCCCCAGCGCCCAGCAGCAUGACCUUCCCCGCCUUUGGCGCGCCCACAGCUGCGGCCGCGUCCGGCAGCAGCGGCGGAGCGACCAGCAGCGCUACAGGUCCCUUCGGCGGAGCCGGCGGCGGCUUCGGCUUCGGCGCUCCAUCCGCGUCCACGGCCUUCGGGACGUCGCUGUUCGGGGCGGCUGCGCCCGCAGCCCCGGCCCUGGGCUCAGGCGGGGGCCUCUUUGGUGCGCCCAAGCCGCCGGCCAUGCCGUCCGCCGGCUUUGGCUUUGGCAUGGGUGACUCGAAGCCACCGGCCGUGGAGGCAGCGCUGGUGCCGCCCAGUGCGGCUCGCUCCACCAGCAGCAGCGCCGCACCCGCGGCCCCGGGCGGCUUCGCCUUUGGCUCCGGCCCCAGCGCCGUCACCACAGGUGCGUCUAGCGCGCCUGCGGCUGCCGCCCCCGCCCCCGUGGCAGCUGCAAGCAGCGGCGCCAGCGGCGGUGGCUUUGGCUUUGGCUUUGGCAUGCCGGCCUCGCCAGGCGCGGCCGUUGCAGCGACCAGCACCGCCAGCACGGCGCCGGCCGCACCAGCAGCUGUUGGCGGCCUGUUCGGCGCGACCUCGGGCGCCACAGGCAAUAGCAGCGGCAGCAGCUCCGCAGCCCCCGCAACCACCACCACCUCGACCAGUGCACCGUCAGGCGGGCUCUUCGGCGCACCCGCCGCCCCCGCCCCCUCCGGCUUUGGCGCCCCUGCUGCCGGCGGCCUGUUUGGCAGCAGCAGCACAGCCCCCUCUGGGGGCCUGUUCGGCGCGCCUGCAGCUGGGGGCUCCCUUUUUGGCGGCAGCAACGCAACGGGCGUGUCAGGUGGCCUGUUCGGCGCCGCGGCACCCUCCGUGCCCGCGAUGGGUGGUGGCAUCUUCGGUUCCGCCAGCACCGGCGGCAGCACCACCGGCACCGCCGCCUCCAGCGGCGCGGCGCCCUUCAGCGCAGCCGUGGCCUCCGCUGCCGCGCUGUUCGGGGCCAACACCGCCCCCGCCACCGCAGCCGCCCCCGCCUUCUCCUUCGCCAGCACCGGCGCCCCCUCGGCGGCCCCUACGCCGGCGGCCACUAAGCCCGCCGCGUUUGGGUUUGGCUUCGGCGCCCCCGCCCCCGCCCCUGCAGCCGCUCCUCCGGUUCCUGCCGCGGCACCUGCGCCCACGCCCGCCCCUCCCCCCGCGCCCGCCCCUGCGCCGGCACCUGCGCCGGCCCCCAAGCCGGCUGCGCCUGCGUCUGCGCCUGCCUCUGCGCCCGCCCCGGCGGCGCCCUCGGGUCCUAAGCCCGCUGCCGUGAAGAAGGCGCCGGGUCCGGAUGUGCCGCCCUCCAGCGGCGAGCUGGAGGACGCCGAGGACGUGGGCUUUUACUUCAAGUUCUAUGGUGGCAUCGAUUUCUGCGGCCCGGACGCGGCGCCGGCUUCCGACGCGCCGGGCGCCACCAGGCUGGUCGCGGCCAGCAGCAAGCAUGGGCUUGUGUUUUUCAGCGACCUGCAAGGCGUGUACGCGCUCCGCACGUACGACCUGCCUGCGUUGCUGAGCAAGGCCGUGGGCACUGAGAAAUACGCUCGGCCCCAGCCCGCCGACGUGUGCGCCUGGCACGCCGGCCUGCGCGGCGUGACGGCCGUGUGCCUGUCUGCGGACCAGGCGGUGUUGGCGGCGGUGCAGGGCGGCGAGGGCCGCGUCAGCUUCUUCCCCCUGGCUGCCAUGACUGGCCCCGGCUCCGGCGCGCACUGGAGCCUGGAGCUAGGCAGUGUGCAGUCGUUUGCGUGGAGCAAGAGCGGCGCACUGCCCCAGGCGUUCCUGGCCGUGACCGCGGACCGGGCGCUGGUUCUGGGGCGGUAUGGCGACGCCAGCGCCGCGGUGGUGGUGGCUCCGUCUGGCGUGUAUGCCGCGGACUGGUGUCCCUCGGAUGCGCCUGUGUUUGGCUACAGCACGGGCCGGCGCCUGGCUCUGGUGUCCGUGGCGGCGGACCUGUCUGUGUGCGCGGUGGCUGGCUUGCCGCUUGAGCACCCCGGCGAGGCUGGCGCAGUGUUUGAGAGCGUGUCGUGGGUGCUUCCCGAUGCAUUGGUGCUGGGCGCUACACCGGUGGAGGAGGGCGGCGAUGCGGAGGGCACGGACGAGCUGUGCUGCCUGCUGCAGCUACAGGGCUGGUCUGCGGGCAGCGGCGCGGCGCCGUCUGGCGCUGAGCUGCUGACUGCGCCGCCUGGCUUCGUGGAGGACGACUGCACGCCAUGUCUGUCGGGUCCCUACCUGCACGCGGUGUGCCUGCCCAGCUGGGGCGCCAUCGUGCGUGCGCACCGCAAGGCGUCGGACGACCAUGUGCAGUUGCUGCGCGUGCGCGAGGGCGUGUUCGGGUCUGGCGGCGCGGCGCAGGCGGUUGCGAUCACGGAGGACAAGCUGGGCAUCCGCCUGCCCAACGGCCGUGACGGCGACAACAACUAUGUGCUGGGUCUGGCUCUUGACACGACCGUGCCGCUGGACCCCAUCCCCAACCCUCUGAACGCGGAGAAGCCGCCCCUGACGCCGCCGCCUGUGCUGCUGGUGGCGACGUCUGACGGCGUGCUGCGUGUGUACGGCUUUGGCCACGAGGAGCUUUCCAGCCCGGUGCGGCCAGGGCCCGACAGCGUGGUGCCGGUGCCGGCGGCGCCGCCCGCGUGGGCCAGCUCGUCCGGCGCGGCUGCGGUGGGAGGGCCUGGGUCCGCGGCGGACCAGACCGAGGCGGCGGCACGCGCGGCGUUGCCGGACGACGACGAGGACGAUCUGGGUGAGGACGACGAGGAGGACGCCUCGGCGCGCGAGCGGCGGCACGCGGCGGCGGCGGCGGGCGUAGCCAGCGACUCGGAGAGCGGCGAGGAGGUCACCUCGCCGGGCAUCACCGGCAAGGCGCCUCCCGCGGCGCCACCUGCAGCGCCGGCGGCGCCCGCGACCUCAACCGGCCUGUCCUUCCCCGCUGGCGGCAGCUUGUUCGGCGCCCCUGCGGCCCUGGGUGCGGCCGGCGGCGGCGGUUUCAAUUUUAGCUCCGCAGCAGCAGCGGCUCCGAGCCCCGCAGCGGCCACCGCGUCUGCGCCCAGUAGCGGCGGCGGCUUUGGGUUCGGCGUGUCGUCCUCGGCGCCCGCGGCCGCGGCCACAGCGGGCACGGGCCUGUUUGGCGCCGCCACCUCCGCGCCAUCGACCAGCGGGGGCUUCGGCUUUGGCGCGCUGAACUUUGGGACGGCCGGCAGCGGUGCGGCUGGCACGUCUUCCCUCUUCGGCGCGGCUCCGGCUGCGGCUGCCGGCGCCGCUUCCAAGCCUGGCGGCCUGUUCUCACCCUCCCCAGCGGCCUUCUCCAUGCCGGUCGCAUCAGACUCGCUGAUCCCCGCCUCCUCCUUCACGGGGCCCAAGCCCGGCUUCGUGUUCAGCACCCGCGGCGGCAUCACCGGCUACUACAGGGACAGCCCGCCGCAGCCGGCGCCGCUGUCGGCACUGCCUCCGGGCUAUGUGGAGGUCCAGCCCAAGGCCAAGAAGGCCGCCACGGCCGCCACUGGCGCUACUGGCGCAGCACCGGCGGCGGCCGCCGCAGCACCUGCAGCAGCGGCGGCGCCAGUCACGGCCAAGCCGGCAGCCACAGUGACCCUGGCCGCGCCGGUGGCCAAGAGGGCCGCAACGGCGGCUGCGCCCGCCCCGCCGGCGGCGCCGCGGCAGCCGUUUGUGCCGCCGCCGCGGCCGCGCAGUCCGGACGUGCCGCCGCCGCAGCCCAAGCUGGCGUCCGAGUCCAAGGAGGGUGCGGCAGCCGAGGCGUCUUUCCUGCGCGAGCUGCACGCCGCGCGCCGCUCCGCCGCCAAGCUGGCCGCGGUGAUGGCGGACGUGGCGGCGGGCUGCCCGGACGCCUGCGGCCCCGAGCCGCCGCCGGGCGGCUACAAGGCGGUGGCGGCGGGCGUGGCGGGCGUGGCGCGGCGGGCGGCGGCGCUGAGGGCCAACUACGAGCGGGCCAACAAGCGGGUGGCGGCGCUGGUGGACGGGCUGGCGGCGCUGGAGGCGCGGCUGGACGGCCUGCAGCUGUUCAGCGGCGGGCUGGACGGCGGCGGCGGGCUGGGCGGCGGUGGGCGGCUGGCGGCGCUGGAGGAGGCGCUGCCGCUGGAGCCGGCGCUGGAGGGGCUGCGCAGGGACGUCAAUACCCGGCUGGAGGCUCUGGGCAGCUGCCUGGGCGAGCUGGAGGACGUGCUGGACUCGUGGGACGGCCCCGGAGCAGGCGGCAAGUCGGGCGGCUCUGUGCGCCUGUCCACCAGCGUGCUCUACAACACACUGGCGUCAUCGGGCUCGGCGCUGUCCACUGCCGCCGGCCGCAUCCUGGUGCUGGCGGCGCGGCUGGAGGAGGCGGGCGCGCUGCCGGUGGGCGCCAUGAGGGACCCGCACGGCCCCAUCACGGCCCUGGCCGACUGGUGCAAGGGCGGCGGCGCUUCCACUGGUGGCGGUGGCGCCAGGCCCGCCGCCAUCACCGACGGCAGCAGCGCAGCCGACGGCGCCGCCACGCCGGUGGGCAAGGGCACGCCCGGCGGCGCCGCCGACGGCGCCAACGGCGUGGCUGCCAACGGCGUCAACGGCCUGCUGACGUGGCACACGCCCAAGUCGGAGGGCCGCCGGCGCUCUCCGCUGCUGGGCGCCGGCGCCACGCCGCCCAGCCCGACGCAGCCGCAGCCGCCCGUGGCGUCGCCGCAGCUGGCGGCCAUUGACGCCGUGCUGCCGCGGCUGCAGGCGCUUGCUCGCCCCGGCGGCAAGGUGCGUGUGACCAGCGCCGCCCGGCCGCCGCCCGCCGCCGCGCCGCCGCCGCCCGGCUCGGGCCUGCUGCAGCUGCUGGACGCGGCGGUGGCGGCGGGCAGUGCGCUGCCGGGCGGCGCGGGCGAGCCGGCGUCGCCGCCGCGCGCACAGGUCCGGCCCACCCAGAUGAUCAACCUGGAGCCGCCCAAGCCCGCGGCGGCAGCCCCGCCCGCCUUCAACUUCAGCAGCAGCGGCUUUGGAACCACAGCCCCGGCCGCCGGCGCGGCGCCGCCCACGCCGUCGCUCACCGCCAAGCCCGCGGCCCCAGCCCCGGCCGCGGCCGCGCCUGCUGCCGCCAAGCCCAAGCCGGCUGCGGCGGCGGGUGGUCAACCGCCGGUGCCGUCCAUGGCGCAGCUCCAAGCCGCCAACAAGCUGUUGGCGCAAGUCAGCGGCAAACCUCCCGCGGCAGCCGGAGCCGCGCCUGCGGCCGCCAAGCCGCCGGCCGCCGCCGCGGGCGGUCAGCCGCCUGUGCCGUCCAUGGCUCUGUUCGCGCAGGCGGCGCAGCUGCAUCAGAAGGUCACGGCAGGCGGCCAGGCCCCGCCCGGCGCCCGCCCCACCGACUCCGGCUCCAGCGCCGGCAGCACCGCCACCAGCAGGCCGCCCGCAGCCGCCAAGCCGCCCGCAGCCGCGCAGCCGCCGGUGCCCAGCGCCGAGGCCAUGCGGGCCGCCGCCGCCGCGCAGGCCCGGCUGGACCAGCAGAAGGCCGCGGCACCUGCAGGCACGGGCACAGGUGCGGGUGCGGGCGCGACCGGCACAAGCGCCGGCACCGCCGCGGCGGCAGGCAGCGCGGCAGCAUCUGCGGCGGCGGCGGCAGCCCCCAGCACCACGGGCUCUGCCGGCUUUGGCUUUGGCUUCGGCGCCGGCGCCGCUGCCUCCUCCUCGCCGUCGCUGUUCGGCUCGUCGUCCACGGCCGCCGGAGGCACCUCGCUGUUCGGCUCCCCUGCGCCUGUUGCCGGUGGCGGCCUCAACUUCGGCGCGCUGAGCUUCGGCUCGCCGGCGCCCGUCACCGCCAGCUCCGCCGCGGCGUCAGACAGCGCUGCCGCUCCCGCUGCUGCUGGCAGCGGCGGCGGCGGGCUGUUUGGCAGCUUCGGUGCCGCUGCCGGAACCGGCGGCGGCGGCGGCGGCGGCCUGUUCGGCGCUGCGCCCAGUGCGGCGACUGGCGCGGCGGCGGCAAGCUCGGCAGCCGCCUCGGCACCCACAAGUGGCGGCGACGCGGCUGGCGCUGCCAAGCCGGCGGCUGCGGCGGCCAGCGGCGGGCAGCCGCCUGUCCCAUCGCUGUCCAUGUUCGCGCAGGCAUCGCAGCUGCAGCAGCAGGUGGCGGGUGGCGCUGGCACCUCGGCGGCCGCGUCAGCCUCCGGCGCUGCCUCGGCCCCUGCGGCCGCGGCACCCACCACCACUACCACCACCACUGCCCCCAGCAGCAGCGGCUUCGGCACGACCAGCCUGUUCGGGGCCCCUGCCGCCGCGGCCGUCAGCUCGUCCGCUGCAGCAGGUAGCUCCAACGCGGGGGCGGCGGCGGCUGGCUUGUUCAGUGGGUUCGGUCUGGGCAGCAGUGCGCCGGCGUCGGGGGCUGGCACCGCCGGUGCUGCGAGCACCGGUGCCGCGACAUCGCCAUUUGGCAGCUUCGGUGCUCUGGGCGGCAGUGCGCCCACUGCCCCCGCCACCGGCGCCGCCUCCUCGCCCUUCGGCUCCUUCGCCAGCGCCGCCGCCGCCAGUGCCUCCACCGCAGGCGCCUCCGGCUUCGGCGCCUUCAGCUCCUCCCCCGCGGCGCCCGCCGCGCCGGCUGCCGGCGGCUCCAUCUUCGGUAGUUUCGGCGCGCCCGCCGCGCCCGCCGCCGCCAGUCCUGCCGCCCCGGCGGCGCCGUCGGGCUUUGGCGGCGGCGGCACCGGCCCCUUCGGCACCGCCGGCGGCAUCCAGUCCAACGCCGCCAUGCCUGCUGUGCAGCAGGGCGUCUUCUCCUCCUUUGGCGCCGCACCCGCCUUCGGCAGCCCCGCCGCGCCCGCGGCGGCCGCGCCCGCAGCGCCCUUCGGCUCGCCGUCUCCCCUGGGCGGCGGCGGUGGCUCGCCCUUCGGCGCCGCACCCAGCAGCCCUGCGCCCGCGCCACCAGCGACUGGCGGGUCCGCGUUCGGCUCAAACGCGUUUGGUGCGCCCUCGGCCUUCGGCUCGCCUGCACCCGUGCCUCCAGCCGCGCCCGCCGCGCCCUUCGGCAGCUCCUCCGGGUUUGGGCAGUCGUCUGGCUUUGGCGCAGCGGCGCCGUCCAAUCCCUUCACCGGCUUCGCGCAGCAGGCGGCGGCGGCAGCGGGCGCCGCAGGCGCAAGCGGCUUUGGCGCCUUUGGCGGCGCUGCCACCCCCGCUGCCCCCGCGCCACCUGCGCCCGCAGGUGGCGGCUUCGCCGCGUUUGCCGGCCAGGGCGGUGGCUUUGGCGGCUUUGGUGCGGCAGCGCAGCAGCCGGCGGCGGCGGCGGGCGGCUUCGGCGGGGCAGCGGCCAGCGGUGGCGGCUUUGGCGCGUUCGGCGGCGGGGCUGCUGCGGGUGGUGGCGGCGCCGGCGGCUUCGGCACCCCGAGUGCCAGCAGCGGCGCCCCCGGCGGCACCAACCUGUGGGCGGCACGGCGUUGAGGGAGGGGUCUUGGGAGGCGCAGUGGUUGGGUGCUUGCUGUGGGAGGUAGCGAUUGACUUCAGCGCGGCUGAGGGCGUUACAUGGACACAGACGCAGGAUAGGCGCACGUUUGGCGCGCUGCACAGUGCAGCCUACAGUGAGUUGCAGAAUUUAAUUGAUGUCACAGGUGACGCUCUGGUCGUGAGGUAGAGCGGCGUUUCCUGGCAGCCCCAUACCUGUCCGCCCUGGUUUGUGGGGCGGAAGGCUCAUGCUUUCGGAGAAGGGCACGAGUUCACUUGGUUGGGGACUGGGGAGGGGCAAUGCCGGCGUGCACGGAGCACGAUUCAAUCGGGAACAGUUAUUUUAGAGUUUCUGCGUCUCUGUGCAUUACGCAGUAAUCAGCUUACCUAUGUUGCAGGCAUCACCUCUAUCUGUCUGCGUUGAAGCGACUUGAGCUGUUUGCCGACCGAACAAAUCCGCACCAAGCGACUCUGAAUA